AUGAUUAGGCAUGGAGAAAAGCCAGGUGAUAGGGCAAAUAAUCUCUCUGCUCAAGGGGAAGAAAGAACGCAGCGCCUUCGUAACGCUUUUAGAAAGGAAAGCGGGUUUGAUAUUAGCUAUAUUAUUACCGAACACCCUAAGAAAGGUCUGAGCUACUCCUUCCACCUUAAAGGACGCCCGUAUGAAACUGUGCAACCUCUGGCCCACGAUUUAGAGGAUUUCGGUGUGAAAUUCAACACAGAUAUUAAGAAAGACGACGCCGCAGGUAUCGCUCGGGCAGUAAAAGCGUAUCGCGGAGAAGGGGAUGUCCUUAUUUGCUAG
Messenger RNA from Penicillium daleae, 321 nucleotides. RefSeq lists its product as uncharacterized. Lineage: Eukaryota; Fungi; Ascomycota; Eurotiomycetes; Eurotiales; Aspergillaceae. The record is from RefSeq and is a predicted model, not a curated record. The transcript is spliced from 2 exons. Bases 1 to 321 code for a protein of 106 amino acids.